This is a messenger RNA of Penaeus chinensis, 414 nucleotides long. Its product is annotated as histone H1-delta-like. Bases 1 to 414 code for a protein of 137 amino acids. The record is from RefSeq and is a predicted model, not a curated record. Gene Ontology annotation, molecular function: double-stranded DNA binding; structural constituent of chromatin; nucleosomal DNA binding. Gene Ontology annotation, biological process: negative regulation of DNA recombination; chromosome condensation; nucleosome assembly. NCBI's taxonomy places the organism in Eukaryota, Metazoa, Arthropoda, Malacostraca, Decapoda, Penaeidae. The transcript is spliced from 2 exons. Gene Ontology annotation, cellular component: nucleus; nucleosome.
AUGGUCGCCGCCGCCCUCAGGGCCCUCAAGGAGCGCAACGGGUCCUCUCGCCAAGCCAUCCUCAGGUUCAUCCUCGCUUCCUUCCAGGUCGGGGAUGAGAGGGCCGCCGGCGUGCACCUGAAGCAGGCGCUGAGGAGGGGCGUCGCCGGCGGGUCCCUGCAGCAGACUAAGGGCACCGGCGCCUCCGGCUCCUUCAAACUUUCGAAGGAGCUGAAGAAGGCUGCGCUCAGGAAGGACUCUGUCAAGAGAAGCGCUAAGACUGCAACAAAGAAACUCAGUGCUAAGACUGCCACAGAGAAACCCAGCGCUAAGACUGCAACGAAGAAACCAACAACAAAGAAGGCGACAGCAAAGAAACAGACUCUCAAGAAAACAGCAGCUAAGGAACAAACCACAAAGAAUGGGAAGAGCUAG